Molecule: messenger RNA, 666 nt
Organism: Durusdinium trenchii
Lineage: Eukaryota; Dinophyceae; Suessiales; Symbiodiniaceae
Source: the annotation of a GenBank genome assembly
AUGCCAGGUCCUGAAGCGCGGUGCUUGGUGCCCAGCGAAGCAGAAGGGCUUUUGAAGUUGCUGGGAUCCAAUGUCUCGAAUCUGCCAGCAGAGUGUAAUGACCUGGAGUUUGUCAUCCCAGGAGAUCCUGAGGCGGUUUGGGCGAAACAGUUGUACAUGGCCUACUACGAGAAGCACAAUGCCGCGAUUGAGCGUUUGAUGCACAAGACCCAGGCGAAGUCCUCUGAGGCCUUUUACUUCUCGCUCUUCGCAGAUCAGUAUGAGGUGAUGUCCUCAGAGUUCUAUGUUUGGAGGAUCCGCUGUCCAGGCCUCUUGGGCCGCUUCCAAGAAACGGCAGAAAUGGGUUCUGGACCUUCCAAGCGCCUUCGAACGAUGUUGGCAUGGCACGGCGCCAGCGGAGAUUUGGAGCAGAAAGCCUUGCAAGCAGGAGAGCUGAGGCCGGCUGGCCAGAUGUUGCUGGGUGAUCAGCCAUGGCUUUUGGCCUCGCGACCAUUGCAAAGCUUCGGCAAAGGUCCCGAAUGGACUAUUUUCUACCUUUGUUUGGUGAAUCUCAAGGACUCUGAGAUGACACGCUCUAUCACGCGGGAACCUGGACGAGUUUUACCGCUCUAUUGCUUGGUGCAUCCCUCCAUUUGGCAUUCCUGGCCCUGUGGUGACUGGCCCUAG